UGGUCAUGCUGGUCUUCGUGGUCCAAGUGCUCUGUGACGUGUGGAGGGGGGCACUACAUGAGGACGCGGACCUGCAACAACCCUCUACCAGCUUACGGAGGAGACAUCUGCCUGGGUCUUCACACCGAGGAGGCUCUGUGCAACACACAGACCUGUCCAGAGAGCUGGUCCAACUGGUCCGAGUGGUCCCACUGUGACUCCAGUGGCCACCAGCUGCGUGUGCGUCACUGCGACGUCCUGUUCCCCACUGGAAACCAGUGCUCAGGAAACAGCAGUGAGACGCGGCCCUGCUCUCUGGACUCCAACUUCAUACCAG
This is a messenger RNA of Nematolebias whitei (Rio pearlfish), 316 nucleotides long. Its product is annotated as semaphorin-5A-like. The annotation marks the transcript as partial. The record is from RefSeq and is a predicted model, not a curated record. NCBI's taxonomy places the organism in Eukaryota, Metazoa, Chordata, Actinopteri, Cyprinodontiformes, Rivulidae. The transcript is spliced from 2 exons.